GGGGAGGUGGGGCCUGGCGGCGGCGGGCACCGAGCCGCCCUGGCACCGCUGAGGGGUCGGGAGGAGUCGGCUCUGGCUCAGGAAGCUCUGCAGAACCUCACGGGCUGCGUGUCGGCGUUUGCUCAAAAUCAGCGCCGAUAUUUCUGAGUUACAAACACCUCGCCGCUUGUAUUUUCCCAUCCGUGCCCCUUUCUGCCGCUGCGUGGCCGUGUAAGGGCCGCGCUGUGCUGUGCGAUCCAUGGGUGACAGCGCUCCCGCAGCGCAGUUACAGCUCGCUAAUAUUUUUUUUUUAUCGAGAGCAGACUUCUAAUGAGGUUAUGAAACGAGCCCGUGUCGCAGCUAAGUCCCACCCAUUUGCUGUGCUGCCGAGAUAGGCCACCCAUGAUUGCAUCCUGGGGAUUGGGGGUGACUGAUGCAGCCCCCGUCCCCUGCUCAGUGACACUCCCAGCCUCAGCCGUAGCUGUCAGCUAUGACAACCUCCAAGUUUUGCAGGCUUCUGGCCUCUAGAAAAUGAAGAAAGCCCUGGUUUUUUUUCUUCUUUUCUUUAUCCCACAAAGCUCUGCCAGAGGGAUGUGUGUGUCUGUGAUAACUUCCUUCCAAUUCUGGCAUUUUCAGCCCUACCCAGAGGAGAUAGUGAGGUAAUGUCUUACCUGGGACUGAGAUAUGGAAAAGAGCAAUGUGGUGAAUUCUGUACAAGAAACCCCUUUGUGCUCUGCAGACUCUGAUGGCAGAAACACCCAGAGCUGUGUCUGCAACUUGAAUUCUAACAGACAUCCCUCAUCCAACCCCAGUGGAGUUUCUGGUUACUCAGGGAAUACCAGGUCCUCAUUAAAGCCUGGUUCUGUUGAGCUGCUUGCCUCCUUUAUGCAAGAUAUCCAGAACAUUGGACAUGCUAACUCAGAAAUUGUGAGGAACUGUGAGACAAGGUGGAUACAGCUACUGAGACUGGUAGAAAAACAAUGCCAGGAACAAAUAAAUGCCCAGCAAGAGCAGUUCCACCACCAAAUCCAAGAUCUGAUGGGAGUUGUGCCUUUUCCUCCCCCCGUGCAGCUGAUUCAGGAUGAGCUAAAGCAGCUGGUGAGGUUACAGAGCAGCAGCACCCGGGCCGGGAGCGGGGCUGUGCCCUCCCUGCCGGGCCCCAUGGGGAUGUGCUCGGAGGCGUUCGAGGAGCAGGAGAGCCUGGGGAGCCGCCUGGGAUCCGGAGAGGGGGAGAGCCCGGCCGAGGCCUCGGGGCUGCAGCGGGAAUGCGCGGGCACGGAGGGCUCCGUGAGCAGCGAGCCCUCCGCCAACAGCGGCUACGGCUCCCUGUCCACGGCGGAGCUGAGCCCUGCCCCGGCCGCGCCCUGCUCGGCCCAGCCUCCCCCCGCGCCGGGGCUGCACGGGGGCCGCCUUCAGAACCAAGGAGAACUCCCAGCAACAAACACACAGGAGAAUCCUUCACCAGGAAGGAGAGAGAGCUUGGUUUUUCCUACUGGGUUGGAGCAUAAAGGUGAUGAAGAGCAUCAAUGUGGGAAAAAAGCCAAUAAAUCUUUAACGUCAUGGGCACAAAAGCUGAAACAAACCCAACCAAAAAGAGUAACUGCAGAUGAAGGAUGUGUGAACUCUAUGCAAGAAAAUGAGAGAGUGAAGAGAUUACCACUUGAGAAUACAAACCUUACUGAUGCUGCUUUGCCACCAUACACUUUUUACCUCAAUCAACCCAAGGAAAGUCCAAAUUCUGUAGUGUCAGAAGCUUCAGGACUUUCAUACUGGAAGUUAGAUGAAAAGGAGAUGUAUCACACUUUACCAGAGAAUUUUGGAAGUGACUUGCCUGAUGUCUUCUCCACAAAAGUAUCACCAGUUCAGUUGUCUUCUGCUGAUGAAAGGAAGUUGUCAUCACUGAAGGAUAUUUAUCAUAAAAGACAAAGGGAAAACCAGCAGCUGCCAGACCAGAGUUUUACGCCUUCUUCCCAGCCAAGCCACCCACCAGAGAUCUUGACGUUGGACCCGACCCUGCAUAUGAAGCCAGGCCAGCAGAACCAGGGACUCUGUUUUUUCAGGACUCCUGCAGACUCUGCUCCCUUUUCUCCAGACUCUAUGGCAGAGCCCGGAUUUCCAAGUCAUUGUGACACAGACUCUUUUUCACAGACAAGUCAUUCACCUCAGCUGGAUGAUUCUCCAACACACCCUGCCAGCAGCAGGGCUGUGCACUUGGACCUAUGGAGAAAUCACCCAUUCCAGAGUGAAAACAGGGCCAGGUCUCCCUUCCCAGUGGCUCACAGGGAUGCUGACAAUGAUCAUUCUGUCAACGCUGAGGAGGAGGAAACUCUGACUCUAACUCCAUCUUCUCUUACUCAGUGUGCUGACAGCACUUUGCCAGAUUACAGCCUUUCAGUGGCAUCUCUUGAAGAUCCUGUGGUAAUGUCUAAGAUUAGGCAGAGCCUGAGGGAAAAGCACGCCCGACACAUCGCUGAUCUACGAGCUUACUAUGACUGUGAGAUCCAGAGCUUGAAACAGCAGCUGGAGUCCAGCCACAGAACUGCUGCAUCUGAGGAGCUGAAGCAAAUCAAUCAGAGCCUUGCUGACAGGUGUGACCAGUUAGAUUCAGCUCUGAAUGAAGCAAGUGCUCACAUAAAAGCCCUUGAAAGUAAGAAUAAUCAACUAGAAAAGCAAGUGGCAGAUUGGAGGGAGCGUUUCUAUGCCCUCAGUGACAAUUCCAAGGCGCUGCAGGAGCGGCUGGAGGAGAUGCGCACGAGCCACAAGGAGAAGGACAACACCAUCAGCCGCCUGCAGUCCCGCCUCAGGGAGCUGGAGGAGGCCUUUGAGAAGGCUUACAAGUUAUCUGACAAUAAAAACACAAGGCUCCAGGAAGAAAACAAAAUGUUUCAAAAUCUCUUAGGAGAAUACGAAUCCCUUGGAAAAGAACAUGAAAGAGUAAAGGAUUCAUUAAAUACAACUGAAAACAAAUUGCUGGAUGCCAACACAGAGAUUUCUGAUUUGAAAAGGACAAUUUUAAAACUUGAAGCUCAGCUCAAGCAGGUGGAACACGAAAAUGCCCUGAAACUUCGCCAUAUAAGUGAAAAUCGUUUAAGAACCUCUUGUGCCAACAAGUUGGGAACUCCUGAUGUCAGCAGGAGAAAGUGGUUGAUACCAGGAGCUGAAUAUUCCAUUUUCACUGGGCAGCCUUUGGAGGGCCAGGAGAGCCCCAAAGACAACAGGCUGGAAGAAACCUACAUUCCUUCUAGGCACCAUUCUCCUCCUGAGAAAGACUCCUCACAGGAAGACUCUUCAACCAACACAAUAGGAAAGAAAGAAAAUGAGAUGUCUGAAGCACCAAUUAUAAAAGCCUUUAAAGAACUUGAAGAAGGAAAAACCCUUAAAGAUUGGGGUACACAGACAGAAAAAGAAGAUGCACCAGCUAAACCAUCAACUCGACGUCAGACCGUGGGGUUUGUUGAACCUUCUGUGGUUGCAAGCAGAUCUCCAGAGAAAGGGAGAGACCAGCACAGACCCAAACGGUUCAGCUCCCCCUCUGGCCAGAGGUCAUCGUCCCUUCCUCCUGCCAACAGGAAAUCCAGCACUCCCACAAGAAGAGAGAUAAUGUUGGCACCAGUGUCUGUGACAUACAGCCCAAAACGAUCUCCAAAGGAAAACCUCUCUCCUGGAUUCAGCCAUUUGCUCAGCAGAAAUGAAAACUCAGUGACAAGGUUUGAUAUACUUCUAGAUGACCUGGAAACUGGUGCUGCUUCUACUUUACAGCACAACAAUCCAAGGAAAAGGCUCCAGUUUCAGUCACUAGAUGAUGUAGAAGGAAGGCAGCAUUCAGGUGUCAGGCAGAGCCCCUGUACUGAAUCUGUCAGUAAUGGAAUGAAGAAAGCAGCAGCAGCUUGGGAGGAGAGGAGCCAGAGACACGAGGCCGUGCAAUCACCUUGUGAGGAAGACUUCAAGUACACAGCAAGGAUUCCCACUCUGGCUGAAACUGAGAGGCUUUUUGAUGAGCUGACUCACGAAAAGCAACAGAUUGAGGCUGCACUCAGCCGAAUCCCUUGUUCUGGUGGAAGAAUGACCUUGCAAGCAAGACUAAAUCAGGAAGCCCUGGAAGAUCGUUUGGAAAGAAUUAACAGAGAUUUGGGGUUAAUACGAAUGACUCUGAAAAGAUUUCAUGUUUUGAGAACCUCUGCAAAUCUUUGACAGUUCUUGACUGCAAAUAUAGUUUUUUUUUUUGCACUAAUAUAUAAUGAUGCACUCAGUAAAUGCAAAUUGUUUUGUAUUUUUAUAAACCCUGAAAAGUAGUUUUGCAACCAUGUUACCCUUUACAAACAGCAAUAUUUUGUACUUCAAACAGCCACCUCUAUUUUAAACGUAUUUUGUUACACCUGAGAAAUCAAUGUUUAUCCUGUAUUGUAAUAUUUUUAGAAAUAUUAAUUAUUUUUAAAUAGUGAUAUUCAAUUUAUAAUAAGAAACUAAAAGGCAGCUUGUUUUCAGAAAAAAAAAAUGGUAGUGUUACCCUUUUGCACUUGGUUUUCCUCCACCAUUUUAUAAAUAUUUAUGGUGUGAUGUAAAUACCUCCUUAGCCAAGAGGAGAUUUUGGACUUUAAUACAAAAAGCAACAUGAGUUACCUGUGCUGGAGAGAACCACUGUUGUGUGGUAAAUCCUUUUCAUUUAAACCUUUACCAUGGGUGUUUGUCCUUGGGACAGAACUGUGAGCAACACUUGCACUGUGGCUGCCUGGGGCGGGCACAUCCUUCUCUGGUGGAUGUGAAGCCUCCCAGCAGUCCCAGGAGGGGUGUUUUGAUACUGUGAGUGCCAGGAUCCACCUGGCAGCAGCCUCCUGCCUCCCAGGGAACAGCUCAGCUCCAGCUGACACUCCAGGACUGGAACUCCUUCCCUGAAGUUACUGGUUCCCUGUGCCAGGCUGGGUUUUGUGCCAGUGUUCUGUUCGUGUACAUUUCAUGUCUUUGUGAACAGAAAUUAAUUUUUCUUGGUGAAAAAAAUGCGUAUUUGCCAGUUGACAUGUUGUUGCAUUACUGUCCAACAUUGAUAUUUUGGUUUGUAUUUUAAUAUUAAAUAAAUGUUUAAUUAGA
Messenger RNA from Agelaius phoeniceus (red-winged blackbird), 5064 nucleotides. Lineage: Eukaryota; Metazoa; Chordata; Aves; Passeriformes; Icteridae. The record is from RefSeq and is a predicted model, not a curated record.